GGCACCCGCUGUCAUCUAAGCCCUAGAAUGAGUACCUCUUGCCUCGCAGGUGCUGGAUCCUCAUGGCUGCUCUAAUUGUUUUUGUCUGUCUUCGAAUCUUUAUUCCAGAGAUCCAGUUGUCAGCGGUAUCCAGGGAGCCCUCCUCUUCCUCCUCCUCCUCCUGCCGCCUCUCUACCACCGCAGUUGCCGGUUGUUGCUAAGGUAGCCUCCAUGGUAACAUGCACAUCCUGUUUACACCUCCAUCUGGGCAAGCUGGUCUAAGCUAGGAACCUACCUACCCUGGACAACGGCUUCCAUUACCACCUGGGGACACCAAUCGUCGUGACACGUGGUCCGGCUUCCACUCGGCUCCCCCAUCCCCUUCCUCCCCUCACUGCCGAGCUUCAUACACCAAAAAGGAUCUGGGCUAGAGGCUGCUACCCUGAAGCUCACUGCACAGGAUAUAGCCCAACUAUUUCCUACCCAGGCUCCCAGAGAAGCAAGAAGUAAGAAGUGAGGCAGAAGGGCAGGAGUUCCUGACCAGUUGAAGGGAAGCCACAUUUUCUCUGGUUGAGGGGCUUGGUAACAGCAGGCAGAAUGACGAACCCAACAGAACGUACCUUGCCGGCCAACUCGAUGGUUGAGAGCCACGAGCGGGAGUUUGGCUGCACAGUAAUGGACCUGCGGAAGCUCAUGGAGCUACGUUCGACCGACGCAAUCAACCAGAUCAACGUCCACUACGGGGGUGUAACGAAUCUCUGCAGUAGACUGAAAACCAACCCCGUGGAAGGUCUGUCUGGGAACCCUGCGGACCUGGAGAAACGUAAGCACGUGUUCGGACAGAACUUUAUCCCCCCCAAAAAGCCCAAGACCUUCUUAGAACUAGUGUGGGAAGCCCUUCAAGAUGUCACACUCAUCAUCCUGGAGAUUGCAGCCAUCAUCUCCCUCGUCCUGUCCUUCUAUCGGCCCCCCGGUGAAGAAAAUGAACAGUGUGGUCUACCCGUAAGUAGCCCGGAAGACGAAGGAGAGGCAGAAGCCGGCUGGAUUGAGGGGGCAGCCAUCCUGUUCUCCGUGAUCAUCGUGGUGCUGGUGACUGCCUUCAAUGAUUGGAGCAAAGAGAAGCAAUUCCGGGGGCUGCAGAACCGCAUCGAAAAGGAACAGAAAUUCUCCGUGAUCCGAAAUGGUCACAUCAUCCAGCUCCCCGUGGCUGAGAUCGUGGUGGGUGACAUCGCCCAAAUCAAAUACGGUGACCUACUGCCCGCAGAUGGGAUCCUGAUCCAGGGGAACGAUCUCAAGAUUGACGAGAGCUCUCUGACUGGGGAAUCAGACCAUGUCAAGAAGUCUGUGGAAAGGGACCCAAUGCUGCUCUCAGGGACCCAUGUCAUGGAAGGUUCUGGCCGGAUGGUAGUGACGGCUGUGGGUAUCAACUCUCAGACUGGAAUCAUCUUUACCCUUUUGGGAGCCAGCGAGGGAGAAGAGGAGGAGAAGAAGAAAAAAGGUAAAAAACAAGGAGUCCCUGAAAAUCGCAACAAAGCAAAAACUCAGGAUGGGGUGGCUCUGGAAAUCCAGCCACUCAACAGCCAGGAGGGGACCGACAACGAGGAGAAGGAGAAGAAGGCGGCCAAGCUGCCCAAAAAGGAGAAGUCGGUGCUGCAGGGCAAGCUGACGCGCUUGGCUGUUCAGAUCGGGAAAGCUGGCCUCAUCAUGUCUGCCUUCACGGUUCUCAUCCUGAUCCUGUACUUUGUGAUUGACAACUUCGUGAUCCACCGCAGAGCGUGGCUGCCCGAGUGCACUCCCAUCUACAUCCAGUACUUUGUCAAGUUCUUCAUCAUCGGCAUCACUGUGCUGGUGGUGGCUGUGCCAGAGGGGCUGCCGCUGGCUGUCACCAUUUCCCUGGCCUACUCCGUGAAGAAAAUGAUGAAAGACAAUAACCUGGUGCGGCACCUGGAUGCUUGUGAGACAAUGGGCAACGCCACAGCCAUUUGCUCUGAUAAGACCGGCACGUUGACCAUGAACCGCAUGACCGUGGUACAGGCUUAUAUUGGAGACACCCAUUACCAUCAGAUCCCGAGCCCUGAUGUCCUCCUGCCCAAGGUCCUGGACCUUAUUGUCAAUGCCAUUUCUAUCAACAGUGCCUAUACCUCCAAGAUUCUGCCUCCGGAGAAGGAGGGAGGUCUGCCGCGGCAGGUGGGCAGCAAGACCGAAUGUGCUCUGCUGGGCUUUGUCACAGACCUGAAGCAGGAUUACCAUGCGGUGCGCAAUGAGGUGCCCGAGGAGAAGCUCUACAAGGUGUAUACCUUCAACUCGGUGCGCAAAUCCAUGAGCACGGUCAUCGAGAAGCCCAGCGGGGGCUACCGCAUGUACAGCAAGGGCGCCUCGGAGAUCAUCUUGCGCAAGUGCAACCGAAUCCUGGACAAGAAAGGGGAAGUGGUGCCAUUCAAGAGCAAGGACCGAGAUGAGAUAGUGCGCACUGUCAUCGAGCCCAUGGCCUGCGAGGGCCUCCGAACUAUCUGCAUAGCUUACCGGGAUUUCAAUGACGGAGAGCCCCCGUGGGACAACGAGAGUGAGAUCCUCACCGAACUGACCUGCGUCGCGGUGGUGGGCAUUGAGGACCCCGUGCGCCCAGAGGUCCCAGACGCUAUCGCCAAAUGCAAACAAGCUGGCAUCACUGUCAGAAUGGUGACCGGUGACAACAUCAACACAGCCCGGGCCAUCGCCACCAAAUGUGGCAUUGUCACACCUGGGGAUGACUUCUUGUGCUUAGAAGGCAAAGAGUUCAACCGACUUAUCCGCAACGAGAAGGGCGAGGUAGAGCAAGAGAAGCUGGACAAGAUCUGGCCUAAGCUUCGAGUCUUGGCGCGAUCGUCCCCCACUGACAAGCACACCCUGGUAAAAGGCAUCAUCGACAGCACUAUUGGGGAACAGCGACAGGUGGUGGCUGUCACUGGCGACGGCACGAAUGAUGGGCCGGCCCUGAAGAAAGCAGAUGUUGGCUUUGCCAUGGGUAUUGCAGGCACGGAUGUGGCAAAGGAGGCAUCAGACAUCAUCCUAACAGACGACAACUUCACCAGCAUUGUGAAGGCAGUGAUGUGGGGGCGAAACGUCUAUGACAGCAUCUCCAAGUUUCUGCAGUUCCAGCUCACUGUCAACGUGGUGGCCGUGAUUGUGGCCUUCACCGGAGCCUGUAUCACUCAGGAUUCCCCACUGAAAGCCGUGCAGAUGUUGUGGGUUAACCUAAUCAUGGACACUUUUGCCUCCUUGGCCCUGGCCACCGAGCCUCCUACGGAGUCUCUGUUGAAGCGUCGCCCCUAUGGCCGCAAUAAGCCUCUGAUCUCACGUACUAUGAUGAAGAACAUCUUGGGCCACGCAGUCUAUCAGCUCACUGUCAUCUUUUUCCUUGUCUUUGCCGGUGAGAAAUUCUUUGACAUCGAUAGCGGGAGGAAGGCGCCUCUACAUUCCCCACCCAGCCAACACUACACCAUUAUUUUCAACACCUUUGUGCUGAUGCAGCUCUUCAACGAAAUCAACUCCCGCAAGAUCCACGGAGAGAGGAAUGUCUUUGCAGGCAUCUUCCGCAACCUCAUCUUCUGCUGUGUGGUCUUGGGCACGUUCAUCAGCCAGAUUCUCAUUGUGGAAUUCGGGGGUAAACCCUUCAGUUGCACGAAGCUCACCCUAUCUCAGUGGUUUUGGUGUCUCUUCAUUGGCAUCGGAGAACUGCUGUGGGGCCAGAUAAUCUCCUCAAUACCUACGCAAUCCCUGAAGUUCCUGAAGGAGGCCGGGCAUGGCACCACGAAAGAGGAGAUCACCAAGGACGCGGAGGGGCUGGAUGAGAUUGACCACGCGGAGAUGGAGCUGCGCCGAGGCCAGAUCCUCUGGUUCCGGGGCCUGAACCGCAUCCAGACUCAGAUCGACGUAAUUAACACAUUCCAGACGGGAGCCUCUUUUAAGGGAGUCCUAAAGCGACAGACCAUGGGUCAACACCUUGAUGUAAAACAUGUUCCUAGCUCAUCCUAUAUCAAAGUGGUCAAAGCGUUCCAUAGUUCCCUCCACGAAAGCAUUCAGAAACCCAAGAACCAAAACUCCAUCCACAACUUCAUGACCCACCCUGAAUUCGCCAUAGAUGAGGAGGUGCCACGAACACCACUCCUGGAUGAGCAUGAGGAGGAAGAUCUCGAACAGGCUCCUAAGGCUGGGACUGGGGUGCUCCUGUUGGAUGGUGAGGUCACCCCAUAUGCCAACAAGAACAACAAUGCGGUGGACUGCAGCCAAGUGCACAUCGUUGCCUCCCAUGCGGACAGCCCUCUACACAGCCUGGAGACAUCAGUUUGAACUUCAUUCUCUGGCUCCCGUCCCCGCUUUCCCCAUUUCCUUUCUCAUCUGUCCCAUCUCUAAGGUGACGAUGGGACUUUUCACUGUCAUGUCAGCUGCUCCCAAGUAUGUGUGAACCCCCACCUGACCAUGAAGAGGCAAGAGUACAGACCAACAAGGAUUUCAACUUAAACUUGAGUUGGGGUUUGUAGCAGGACCCAGUCAAACCCCAGGCAGGUAAUGAAUGGUAGAAUCUACCCCUUGGGUGUAUCAGUUGUCAUUUUUAAAGAAAUGAUGACAAUCCUCUUGGCAUCUACCCCAACCCAGACUCUUCCCGGUAUGUAUACAUAUGUCAUCAACUCCUGACUUCUGGAUUUUACCCUAUGAGUCUGUGCCACUUAUAAGUGAGGUUGAGGGUUCAGAGAGAGAAAAUAUCCCCAAACGAAAUGUGUUGAGAUAGGAAUGGAAUGUAUAGAAUCAUCUUAUAGAGUGGUUGUUUUUAAAAUGACUUUCCCAUUUUCAAACCUUACACCUAAAGCCCUCUAGCUCUUUCUGCCCUUCUAGUCAAACCUCCCCAAGGUUCUUUUGGUCUUUUGUGACCAUUGUCUUCCUUACUUUCACUCUUUCUUUUUUUUCCCCCUUUUUUUCUUUUUCUUUUUCUUUUCUCUUUUCUUUUUUCUUUUUCUUUUUUCUUUCUUUUUUUUUUUUUUUUUUUUGUCAUGAUGAUUGAGAAAUUGGAAAGGACAUGGCUGAAUUGAGUCAACUUUGGCCAUUCUCCCUUCUGGCCCCAGUGGAACCCUUGGUUUAGUCUUAGAGGAGGAAAGGUUUCUCUGCUAAUAAGAUCCUUUUGAAGCAAUUGAGAGCUGGUAAGAAUGUGUUUCUGUUGUUGUCAGGUUACCUUCCACUUCUAAACUGCCAUCUUGUCAGGUGUGUAUCAUUUCUAAGUGCCAGGGAGCUCAGCCUUGACCAUGAAGCUUUCAUAUGUUUGGUAUGCAAUUUUUACCAUAAGCCUGAUUGUUCUCCUAUUCCCAAAGUGGUAGCAAAGGAAUUAAUUGAGACCGGCCCUGCCUCCUAAGUGGACUUGGAUAAUGAGGACCAACAGCUGGCAGUUCUAGGACAAGACAGACCAUCAAAGCCAACUCUUGUGCAAUCCUCCUUGGGUUGACCACUACCGCUUUCAAGGCCUUCUGCCAAGGCUCUUGUAGGACAGGACCUGAUUGUUGGGGAAGUGAGUACUGAGAAGCCUUGGGAGAGGCCAAAGGGCCAUCCUAACAGGAUCAGAGAAACCCUUCGUCCGAGAAAACCAGACACUCUGAGGUUAGGUGCCCAAGUACCAGCUUUGACCUAUCCUUCAUCUUUCUUGUUCUGCUCUUUCGUGGCCCCUAACUCGUCUGGUCUCUGAACAGGUCCCAACCUUUCUCAAAUAUUCUGCUUUUGAAAAUACACAUCCCAAGUGGACUCCAGUGACAUUUUGCUGACUUGAAGGAGCAAAAGACCCACCCUGAAAGUCUCUCCUUCCUCUCUCCCUUUCUCCCACAUGACCCACUCAAGGCCCUCCCCAGAAUGUGCUCGACUGUAAAGCCCUGUGCCUUCUCUCCCCGAACACUGCCCAAAGCAUCCCCUUCCUCCCUGCCUCUCAGGAGUUGGGGACUUUGCCAGGAGAUUUUUUUUUUUUAAGUGUUCCUUAAAGGGACAAGGUGGAGCCACAUUUGCAGGAGCUUCAUUUUUAUCCCUGCUGAUGUGGACAUCAGCUCUUCUGUGCAGGGAUUAUUAGCUCAUGUCUACCGGUUCCCAUUAAAUAAAUGAGGCCUGUCCCCCUCUUUCAAGAGUGAUGGGAGUAGGGAGUAGGGCUCGAGGCUCUUAUGAACUGCCAAAUGUCCACUUGUGACGGUAAGGUGGCCUGAACCUGUGCUCUCUGGCCUUCUCUUCUAGAUCCCUCCUCCCUUACCCCUUCCAUCUGAGCUGUCCGAGGUAGAAAGAGCAAGGAAACAAUACCCCCUACCCAUCCCCAUUCCUACGCAACCCACCAAAUCUGAUUUGGGUUUUUAUAAGGGUCACGUGCUUCAGCAAUCUUUUCUCUGUCUUAAAUACUCCUGUGGGGACAAAACAGCUCACCCAAGGUGUUAGGUGUGCACAUACAUAUUUAUUAAGUACAUGGGAAGAUUUAGUUCUGUCAAGUCUCUUAUUACCUCAGAUCAGUUUGAAAAACAGCCAAUAACAAACUUUGGAGGCUAUUUUACCAUUCCUGCUCCCGAAAGACUCUCAUGGUGCCUGACAGGUUACUCUUGAGAGCUUGCGUCUACUUGUUUAAGCUCAAUGGUUUUUGUGGUUUUCCGUGGUAGGAGAGAAAAAAAAAAAACAAAUAGAGAAAUAUUAUGCAAAAAAUAUAGUUUUCUUUAGAUCAGAAACUGAUAUUUUUGAGUCAGCCAUAUGUAUUUUGUUUAAAGGAUUCGAAAUUAAGUGCUGUCAUGUUACCCUGUGGAAGGAGCAUAUAACCAGCUGUUUGACAUGACAGGUGACUUAGUAUAUUUGUAAUUGGUUUUAAAACCAAUGCACCGUACUUCCUUUCUCCAAACAGCCAUCUUUAUACUUAGGGAAAAAAAAUUUGUUGGGUUCUAGACUUUUUUAAUAUAAAUUUUGUUGAUAUGGAAUUGAGUAAGUUUAAGUGUUUAUGUGCAUAUGUUUUUUAUAUAAGUUUUUUUUCUAUUCAGUUUUAGUGAUCCAACUGGCAGUGAGUCAAUAUGGCACAAGUUACUAAAGCUUUCCCCCAAUAUGGUGCUUUAGAUCUGAAAAGGGUCUGAUGGGGAGAAGGGGAAAUUACUAUCCUAGAUGAACCUAGAAAAAUGGGGCAAUAGACUGUGAAUGGGAAGGAAAGCAUCCAGCAAGAAGGGGUAGCCAGCAGAAAAUGAGGGUAUGUCCCCCAUGGAGAUGGGUGCCAGGCUUUUUAGUGACUGGUGAAUUAAGAUCAGGGGCCUUGGUUGGAUUUUGUUUCUUGAUGAGUAGCUGGCAGAGCGGUACCCACAACACGAAUAUCUCUCGGGCUGCAAGGAUGCUCUGAUUUGGGGGUUGCAUUUUUUAUGGUUCUUUCACCUCCUGUUGUCCCAGGAGUUUUCCCUUAAUGAGUCUUUGUGCAAGGAUCUGAUUCGGGACUUCCCCUCCCCUAGAAAUGUUGUGUGCAAUAUAUUAGACGGGGGAUAGAUUUCUAAGUGGAAAAAACAAAGGCUGGUUCUAACCCCGGGUGGUAAUCUUGGGGCUAGGUCCUUCCCAUAGGUGCCCUCUGAAGUGACUCCCCCAUCCCUAAAGGUGUUAGACCACCGAGCAAUCCUUCUGACACUUGUGGGUUCUUUAGGGUCUAGGUUUCUUCUUCCACUUGAGCGUCAGAGGGGAGAGUUUGCACCGUUAUAUCUGAGCGUUGACCUCGCUGCCGAAAACCCGGGGGGCGGGGGGGGUGGCAAGCUCGCAUGUGUCCUGCAACCUCUAAAUGCCUCACCUCCUUUCUUUCCUGCUUUCUUUUGCCUAACGAUUGAAGCAGCCUGGGAAUACCAUCACAAAGUGCACACUUCCUCACUUUCCGUAUCUAGGGACCACCCGCUGCAGCGGUGGGGAUGAGGCGCUUGUAAAUGCCUGCUAUUCUGAAGCCAUUCCAGCCUUUUCCUCAGAAUAGACCAGACGCCCUUCCAUUUAGCUCAGUGCCAGUGCUCUGCCUUCCCAGCCCUGCUGUUAGGCCUGCUGUCCCCUUUCCUCUUGACGAGGAGAGACGGAGGGAAGUGAGCUCCCCGUGACCGAACUGGCCUUUGGUUCAGAUUUGCUCCCCAUAUGUAUCUAUGCCAUAUGUGAAUAUGCCAUAUAUAUGUGCCAACAAAUCUAUCUACGUUGUUCUUUUCCGAUCAGCACGCAGGUAGGAACUUUGAGUUUCUUCUUCUCUUUUUUUUUUUUUUUUUUUUUUUUUCUUCUUCUU
This is a messenger RNA of Panthera uncia (snow leopard), 8245 nucleotides long. It is a transcript of the gene ATP2B4, whose product is annotated as ATPase plasma membrane Ca2+ transporting 4. The coding region runs from base 577 to 4308 and encodes 1243 amino acids. Lineage: Eukaryota; Metazoa; Chordata; Mammalia; Carnivora; Felidae. Gene Ontology annotation, cellular component: intracellular membrane-bounded organelle; membrane. The record is from RefSeq and is a predicted model, not a curated record. Gene Ontology annotation, biological process: regulation of cytosolic calcium ion concentration; calcium ion transmembrane transport. Gene Ontology annotation, molecular function: PDZ domain binding; ATP binding; ATP hydrolysis activity. The transcript has 21 exons.